GAAACAACGAAAAGCGGAGGAUAUAACAGCCCCAAAGUUUAAGAUGUGGAAACGAGGCGGUCGAAGCUUCGCUUUGGACCGAGCUCAAGUUCUGUUGUCUGCAAAGAGGAACAACAGAGGAGGCGUUAAGUCUGUGCAGGGUGCUACAGUACAUACAGGUGCUGUGGAUGGGGCUGUGAAAACCAGAUUUUCUUCCUUAAAUACACACCCUUCAUUAUCAGAUCUGAGUGAACCGUCCUCGGUCAGCUCAGCUCCUGAGCAUGGAGCUGACACAUUGGGCUCUGCUGCUGCGAAGACACAGAGAAGAGACGGCGAUUCUACCAAGGAUCUCAGACCUCAGAGCUCUCUGGGUGGAGGAGGGAGCAGGUUCUUAAAGAAGGCUCCGCCACCUGCAACCAACAGCAGCCAGUCACCUGUCAGCAAAAGCCAAAUUAAGGUGCCUAAACACAGAAAUGCGUCAUCUUCCCAGCAAGGAUCGCAGACUGCUGCUUUGAGAAGACUGGCUCAUAUUGAGAGCCAUAACCACAGUGGCAUGCAGGUUCAGGAACAUUCCAGACAGGGGCAAAAACCUGUUGAGAAUCUAACCUCAGAUGUAGGAAUCUUACCAGCACCAGUUUCCCACUCCCUGGAGGCCCCUGUGCAACUUUCAGCACAGUCCAGCAGUGACACAAGUCUGAUGAGGAAACGUUUCCUUAAGAAUGUGACGACUGUAGCUGUUGACAGUAGUAAAUCUGCUGCUGCUAGGCCUCCAAAAGAAGCAGAUUUUCGUGUCAGGUCCAUAGCUGCUGAUGCCGUAGUUACUUCGGGAGGAUUGGAGAAAAAGUCGGUAAGAGUAGUGAGUGGUGUGAGUCUGGAAAGUGAUGAAGAGGUCAUGAAGAAACUGCUUGGAGACUCGUUGGAUUCAAUAGACAACAAUUUCUCAAUUCCAGGGAGACGUUCUUUCAGAAGGAGAGCAGAUGAGCUGUUGAGCAAAACCAGCAAGAAGGCCUACGCCUCACCUCUUCCCGCUACUAUCUCUCCCUCAUCAUCCCCUGCACCACCUCACUCUCCUGCCUAUCCUUCUCGCCACAGUUCUCCUUUCCAAUUCAUCGGUCAGACUCAGGCUCACUUCAGCCCGUCUGUGCUCUCCGUAUCCCCCUCUCCUUCCUGUGUCUCCCCAUCUCCUCCGUUGAGUCGGAACUCCCCUCACAAGGUGGGGAGUCCACAGCGUCCCCUCUUGUCCAUGUCAUGCCAUGAUGAGGUGCUUUCUCUGGAGGAACUCUUUGUUGGGCCUGACUCUGAAUAUCCCCACAGUGAAAUGAGUGCAGUUACCUCUGAAGACUUAAAAAUAAAUGUGAUGACAUUAGAAGACCUUGUCCCUGCUACCCUUGAAUUUACUGAGGAAACACCAGGAAUAGAGAGAGAAGUCAAACAAAGCGUCCCUCUUCUUGAAUCUCCUAACAGACAUCAACAGCAGUUACGAUAUAAAGAGAAGGAGAAGAAAGAGGAGGAGCAGCAGGAGGGCGCAUUGGACUAUCAAAAUGACUUUGAGAGUGAGAGCAAGACAAAGUCAAAAUACAGUGUCAACCAGAUUUCAGAGCACUUGCAAGAAGAUGGAGAUGAAGAGACGGUGGUACCAGAAGUCAGAGAGGAGGAUUCAGAUGUGUCCUGUGAGAGGACAGAAGAUAAUUACUUGAGCACUUUCUCAGACACAGGUCGCUCCUGCACCUCACAGACCCCAGGUCACAGUCACACAUGCAGAUCGAGGGACUCCAGACUCUCUGUAUCACAUGACAGCCGGAGCCUAACUCGCAAGUCAAGGAGCCAUGCUUUGACAAGACUGGUUUUAAAAGAGGCAGAAGUUCAGACUCAGCCCAUUCAACUGGGUUUAACAAGGCGCGCAGGUAUGGCUACUUUGAGUCCUACAAUGGAUCUCACACCAGUGGUUGCUCACACUCUAAGUGCAGAAAUGGUGGAAGCUCUCAGCACCUUCAACCCAGCUGUAUUUACACUCAAUGAAAUGCUUAAACAGCAACUUGCCAUGACAAGAUGUUUCAUCGAAAGAGGCCGGCAUCUUCACUCCAGCCUGGUGCAAAGCCUGGGACCACCAAACUACAGAUACACCAUGCUGGAGGAUACCAAAGAGUACAUUUGCAAGCACAGACCUCCCAGACUAACAAUGGAGGAAGCUUUGGAAGAGGUGUUGCAGGAGAUGAGAGACUCCCAUAUCUGACCACUACUACCGAAUGUCCUGGAUUACUGAACAACAGACAUUUUCCAUGUCAUUGUUAAAAUAAGUUGUAUACAUAAUUAAAAUAUAUUUUCCUACAAUUGGAAGAAUUACGGUAGUUGUCUAUUAAAAAAUCAGAAAACAGUAAAUUUCUGCGCAAACUUUCCCCCUUUGCAGUGAUACAUUU
Messenger RNA from Etheostoma spectabile (orangethroat darter), 2396 nucleotides. RefSeq lists its product as uncharacterized. Lineage: Eukaryota; Metazoa; Chordata; Actinopteri; Perciformes; Percidae. The record is from RefSeq and is a predicted model, not a curated record.